GAAGGCGAUGGAAAGAAGAAGAAGAACCAAAACAAAGAGUCAUGAAGUGAGAAAAGGGAGGAUUAUCGUGUAAUUAAGAAGAUAAUAAAGAAAAAGACACAAAUGACGAGUAUUUUGGGAGGUGGCCUUUCCGGACUGUCAGCGGCGUUCUAUCUCCUUCGGCGAGGAGUUCCUGGGAGCAAGAUAAAACUCUAUGAGGCCUCUUCUCGCGUAGGUGGCUGGAUUAGAUCCAUAGAGAAUGAGGAGCACAAUAUCACCUUUGAGUGUGGACCAAGAACAAUUCGUCCAGUUGGAGAAAGCGGCAAGAAUACUCUUGCUCUCCUCGAAGAACUCAAGCUGGACAGUGAGAUUCAACCCAUUCUGAGGAGCUCGCCAGCAGCCCAGAGACGUCUGAUCUACGUUAAUGGACAGCUGCAUCCGCUGCCGUCCAAUUUCAAGGGAUUGUUAACAAAGCAAUCGCCUUUCUCCCGGCCUCUGUUUUAUGCUCUUUUCCAUGACAUCUUUGCCGGAAAGUCACCAAAAGCCCUUCAAGAUGAGUCCAUUUAUAGCUUCGCGAAGAGAAGAUUUGGCCAAGAAGUGGCUGACUAUGCGAUAAGUCCUAUGAUUUGUGGGAUUUGCGCUGGAAAUGCCAAAGAGAUUUCUGUAAAAUUUCUCAUGAAAGAUCUCUUCGCAAAGGAGCAGAAAUAUGGAGGAGUUGUUAAGGCAAUCCUGGCCAAUGCCUUUAGCUCGUCCAAAAAGAAAACACUCAAUGAACCUUCACAACUCGCUGAAAAGGCAAAGAAAGAAAAAUGGUCAAUUUACAGCUUAAAAGGUGGAUUGGAAAACCUUCCGAAAGCAUUAGAAAACUAUCUGAUGGAAAACGACGUGCAAAUCUUGAAGAAUUCUGAUUGUAAUUCAAUUAAUUUCUCUUCAAAAGGAGUGGAACUGACUUUCAAGGGCGGCAAGGAAAAAGCUGAUGAAGUUAUUUCUGCUUUGCCCAGUUAUAAACUUGCGAAGAUUGUGAAAGAUCAGCACCCAAAGCUGAGUGAAAUGCUCACCGAAAUCCCUUACGUUGAUGUUGGAGUGGUAAAUUUACACUUUUCCUCUCCGCACGCUCUCAAAGAGCAAGGUUUCGGUUUCUUGGCUGCUCCGCGGGAGAAAAUUCCCAUUCUGGGAGUCAUAUUCGAUAGUUGCUGCUUCGAUAUAAAAACCAGCACUGUGGUGACAGUGAUGAUGGGCGGACACUGGUUCAAGGAAUACUUUGGAGACGCACCUAAGGAAGCUGAUUUUCUAGCCACGGCUCAAAAGUAUCUCAAAGACAUCCUUGAUAUUCAAGAGCAGCCUACUAGUUCGCGCGUGAACAUCUUGAAAAAGUGUAUUCCUCAGUACGUUUUGGGGCAUCACGAUAGAGUGGAAAGGAUAAGAGAUUACAUGCACGACCAGAAACUUCCUCUGCGCCUCUGCGGAGCACCUUACGAUGGAAUUGGGAUAAAUGAUGUGAUCAUGUCAGCAAAAACUGCUGUUAAUUCUUAUCCAUCGACAGCAAUGUGAUUUUUUCUAAUCACGAAUUUCUUAUCACUAUGGAAAAAGGAACCAAGACUUGUAUUCUUUUUUUAUAUUACAAUAAAACGU
This is a messenger RNA of Phlebotomus argentipes, 1611 nucleotides long. It is a transcript of the gene Ppox, whose product is annotated as protoporphyrinogen oxidase. Bases 103 to 1530 code for a protein of 475 amino acids. Lineage: Eukaryota; Metazoa; Arthropoda; Insecta; Diptera; Psychodidae. Gene Ontology annotation, molecular function: protoporphyrinogen oxidase activity, oxygen as acceptor. The transcript is spliced from 2 exons. Gene Ontology annotation, biological process: heme biosynthetic process. The record is from RefSeq and is a predicted model, not a curated record. Gene Ontology annotation, cellular component: mitochondrial inner membrane.